Messenger RNA from Cinclus cinclus, 1364 nucleotides. RefSeq names its product centrosomal protein 43 (gene CEP43). Bases 1 to 1188 code for a protein of 395 amino acids. The transcript has 13 exons. Gene Ontology annotation, cellular component: centrosome. Gene Ontology annotation, molecular function: protein binding. The record is from RefSeq and is a predicted model, not a curated record. Lineage: Eukaryota; Metazoa; Chordata; Aves; Passeriformes; Cinclidae. Gene Ontology annotation, biological process: microtubule anchoring.
AUGGCGGCAGCGGCGGCGGAGGAGGACACGGAGCUGCGGGACCUGCUGGUGCAGACGCUGGAGAGCAGCGGGGUGCUCAAUAAGAUUAAGGCAGAGUUACGAGCAGCUGUGUUUUUGGCAUUAGAAGAACAAGAGAAAGUAGAGAACAAAGCACCACUGGUAAAUGAAAGCCUGAAGAGUUUUUUAGGUACAAAGGAUGGUCGUUUGGUAGCAGGUCUUGUUGCAGAAUUUCUGCGGUUUUUCAAUCUUGAUUUUACUUUAGCUGUUUUCCAGCCUGAGUCAAGCACACUAAAUGGCCUUGAUGGCCGAGAAAACUUAGCUCGAGAUUUGGGAAUUACAGAAGCAGAAGGUGUUGUGGGUGGUCCCCUGUUGUUGGAGGUUGUUAGGAAGUGUCAGCAGAAAAAGGCUUCAAGUGGUGGAGAAGUGGCUCCAGUUCUUAGUGACAGCCAGUGCCCCACAUCAAAAUCAUCUGAUGGACGGUCAAGUGCACACUCUAUACCAAAUAAGGCUGCUGAAAACACUCAGAGUGAUACAAGUGUCUCAUCAGGGGAAGCAAGCAAAAGAAGUAUUCAUUUUCUGCCUAAUGAAACAAAACUAGAUCCUCAACUAGAAAACAAAGACUUGAAUACCAAAGAAAAAAGUGAUCCAGUUGUGGAUGAAGAUGAUGUAGAGGGAGAUUCUUUCUUUGAUGACCCUGUACCCAAACCAGAAAGAACUUUCAGCUGGUCCCUAGACAUAAAUAGUGAUGCUGAUGACGGUGCUCUAUCUGUGAGAGAAGACAGGCAGAAGUCUUUGCAUGGGAAAACUGAGGCUAAUAAAGCAGGAGGUCUAGCAUCCCUUUCUGAUGCACCAGCUCUAAAAAGUGGGUUAAGCUCCCUGACUGGUGCACCUUUGCUAAAGGAGUCUGAUAAUUUGGAUAGAAACUCUGUUUUAAAAGACCUGCGGUUGGUGAAUGCAAAGCUGGGAUCACUAGAAUUAGGAAAUGGAGAUGAUGAUGAAUAUGUUGAUGACUUCAACAGUACGAGUCAUCGCUCGGAAAAAAGUGACAUCAGUAUUGGUGAAGAAAUAGACGAAAUUUCUGUGGGAACAGAAGGGUCAAAUGCCAGUGAUAAACUCGAAAGCAUCACACAAGACCUUACCAUUUCUCAGUUAAGUGACGUUGCAGAUUAUCUUGAAGAUGUGGCAUAAAAUUGGACAGCUAAAAUCUUUCAUUGUGCUGAACAAGAAGACUGCGGUGGACUAUUAAUUUCAGACAAUCACCUUUUGCUGGAAUGUCCACUCUCUAUUUGUGCCUUGUGUUUCAGAAAGACUGUAGGUGAAGAAGGAUUUUACAUAUUCUUAACAAGAACUAAAUGAAAGAGUGU